CGCGCGGCGCGGUGCACGCUGGGAUAUUUAAGUCUUCUCCGCGGCGCGGAGCCGCGAUGUCUCCGGCGGCUGCGGCGGCUGGAGGAGGCGAGCGGCGGCGGCCCCCUAUAGCGAGCGCCCGGGACGGCCGGGGCCGGGCCCGGGGCUGCGGCGGGCCGGCGGGGGCGGCGCUGCUCGGCCUCGUGCUGCUCGGCCUCGUGCUGUACCUGGUGCCCGCGGCGGCGGCGCUGGCCUGGCUGGCCGUGGGGGCUACCGCGGCCUGGUGGGGACUGAGCCGCGAGCCCCGAGGCCCGCGCGCCCUGCCGUCGUUCGCUCGCAGCGCGCGGAGGCAGCGAACGCUGCUCGCCUCGCCCCCAGCCAAGUCGGCAGUAAACGGCAGCCUCCUAGAGCCUCGGACCCUGCUCGAAGGACCCGACCCCGCCGAACUGCUCCUCAUGGGCAGCUACCUGGGCAAGCCCGGCCCGCCGCAGGCUGCCACCGCCCCGGAAGGCAGGGACCCGCGGGAGCGGCCCGGACGCCGCCCGCCCGUCCGCUCCCCGCCGCCCGCGGCCCAGCGCGUCGCGCACGUUUACCCCUCUCCCCCCACCCCUCUCCUCCGACCCUCCAGGAGGCCUCCGCACAGGGAUUGUGGGACUUUACCCAAUCGAUUUGUAAUAACCCCUCGAAGACGCUAUCCAAUCCAGCAGGCCCAGUAUUCCUUCCUGGGGGUGCUACCCACAGUGUGCUGGAAUGGUUGUCACAAGAAGGCUGUGCUCUCUGCUCGGAACUCCAAAAUGGUGUGUAGCCCAGUGACAGUGAGGAUUGCUCCUCCGGAUAGCAAGCUAACUCGUUCUCCAAUACCAGAGCGGUUAAUCAACUCAACACUGCCCUCACCAUCAAGUAAUGUUCCAGACCCAUGUGCAAAGGAGACUGUACUGAAUGCCCUCAAAGAGAGGAAAAAAAGGAUUGUGGAGGAAGAAGACCAAAUAUUUGUGGAAGGCCAAGAGAAUAAGAGAAGGCGCCAUGAUAGCAGUGGGAGUGGACAUUCAGCAUUUGAGCCCCUGGUGGCCAAUGGAGUCCCUGCUUCUUUUGUGCCUAAGCCUGGGUCUCUGAAGAGAGGUCUCACUUCCCAGAGCGCAGACGACCACUUGAAUAAGCGAUCACGCACCUCUUCUGUGAGCUCCCUGACAAGCACGUGCACAGGUGGCAUUCCCAGCUCCAGCCGCAAUGCGAUUACCAGUUCCUAUAGUUCUACCCGAGGCAUCUCACAGCUGUGGAAGAGGAGUGGUCCUCCUGCAUCCCCCUUCUCUAGCCCAGCUUCCUCCCGCUCCCAGACCCCGGAGAGGCCAGCCAAGAAAACAAGAGAAGAGGAGCCGGGUCCACAUUCCAGCUCCCCGACUCCACUGGUGGCCGACAAGGAGUUCCAGGGAGAGAGGGUUGCAGACACAACCACACAGAAGCAGCAAAACUCGUGGGCUUCCCCAGCUACACCUGGCAGCUCUGGACAGCGGAAACGGAAGGUCCCGCUGCUGCCCUCCAGGCGAGGGGACCAGCUGACCUUGCCUCCACCACCUCAGCUCGGUUAUUCUGUCACUGCUGAGGACCUUGACCUUGAGAAGAAAGCUUCACUCCAAUGGUUCAAUAAGGUCUUGGAGGACAAGGCUGAUGUUCCUGUGAACUCCGUGGGUGAGAGCCCACCUGCCACUCAGCCCUCUUUCACCUUUACCCUGCCUGCGGUGGGGACCACUUCCUCAGCAGCCUCUUCCCCAGCCACAGGCACCAACCCAUUGUUAGAGAGCCUGAAGAAGAUGCAGAGCCCCCCAGGCCCAUCCCUCCCAGAAGCUGCCGGAGUGGCAACCACCAUGGCCCCUUCACCUCUGAAGACACCCAGCCUUCUGGCCCCUCUCGGCUCUUCACCACCAGGGCCCCUGCCAGGCACCUCUUCAGAUUCAAAAUCCACAGCCAAUUUCUUGGGGCUGGUCCCUGCUUCCUCCCCGGCACCCAUCACUGACACCAAGUCACCUCCAGCCCUUCAGGCCGACACACCUGCCAAAGCUUCAGGCCCGCCUGCCCCCUCCCCGACCCCCAAGCAAGGCUUGCUGUUUGGCGGGCCGAGCAGCGUGCCCUCUGACCCCUCCCCGGCCGCCCCAGCCGUGUCUUCUGCUUCUCCCAUGUUCAAGCCCAUUUUCGCGACACCACCUAAAAGCGAGAGCGAAGGCCCCUUGCCAUCCAGCCCCUCCACUGCAGCCACAGCUCCUUCCAGCUCCACCCUCCCCACAACCACCAGCGCUGCCACCCCAACUUUUAAACCCAUCUUUGGUGACCUGGGGCCACCUGCGUCUGUGCCCUUGCCUGCUCCCUUUUCCUUCAAGCCAACAACUGCUGCGACUGCUGCUGCAGCCCCAGCUGCCCCUCUCUUUGCUGGCCUGGCCACUGCCACCUCUGCCGUGGCCACCACCACCACCAGUGUGCCCACAGACUCUGCUUCUAAGCCUGCUUUUUGCUUCGGGGUCAGCAACGUGGCUAGCACUGGGCGCAGCGCGACCGGAAGUGUGACCCCUGCCUCGCAGCCCUUCCCCUUUGGGGCGCCCCCUGCCUCUGCCACCAGCUUUGCCCCAGCCGUGGGCUCUGUGUUCCAGUUUGGCAAGUCCACUGCCUUGCCAGCGUCCACAGCAGCUGCUACCUUUGGCCAGUCCCUGCCUGGUGCUGUUGAGACGGCCACCAGCAGCAGCAGCGGCGGCAGCAGCACUGCUGGCUUCAGUGGCUUUGGUGGCUCCCUCACCACCGCAGCCGCAGCCGCAGCCACCAGCAGCCAGCCCACACUGACUUUCAGCAGCACGACCACCCCUGCGUUCAACAUUCCCUUUGGCUCGAGCACCAAGCCCCCGCUCCCAGCAUACCCAGCAGCCAACCCCCAGCCCACAUUCGGGGCUACUGAUGGGCAGCAGCAGGGGUCCUCCAAGCCAGCCCUUGCCCCAGGCUUUGGCAGCUCAUUCACUUUUGGGAACUCAGCGGCCCCUGCCCCAUCUGCAGCGCCAGCGCCGGCCCAGCCAGCCUUUGGCAGCUCAGCACAGUCGGCUUUUGGCUUGAAGACCACGGCCUCGGCCUUCGGCGCCCCUGCCAAUGCGCAGCCAGCCUUUGGCGGCACCACGGCUGUCUUCUCGUUUGGUGCAGCCACCACCUCUGGCUUCGGAGCUACCACCCAGACCACCCCCAGUGGGACCAGUGGCUCAGUGUUUGGCAGCACGACUCCAUCCCCUUUCACCUUCGGGGGAUCUGCAGCCCCAGCUUCCAGUGGGGGCUUCGGGCUCAGUGUGGCAGCCCCAGGCCCCAGCUCCACCUCCGGGGCAUUCAGUUUUGGAGCUGGACAGAGUGGGACCACAGGCACCACCACCCCCUUUGGCGGGGGCUUGAGUCAGAACGCCCUGGGUGCACCCAGCCAGAGCACACCCUUUGCCUUCAACGUGGCCGGCACCCCUGAGAGCAAGCCUGUGUUUGGAGGCACCUCCACACCCACUUUUGGGCAGAGCACCCCAACUGCUGGAGUGGGCACAGUGGGCAGCAGCCUGUCCUUUGGGGCUUCCUCAACACCCACCCAGGGAUUUGUUGGAGUCGGGCCUUUCGGAUCGACAGCCCCUUCAUUCUCCAUCGGUGCGGGAUCCAAGACCCCAGGGGCCCGGCAGCGACUGCAGGCCCGAAGGCAGCACACCCGCAAGAAGUAGCCUCUGUCCCUGUCCCCAUUCCCCUGCCCUUGCCCAAGUCUGGACCUCAGCACCUGCUAGGAAGAGCCUCUGACCCUUUGAGUUCCAUAAGACAGAACUACCCUAGAUCUCUGGCUUCAGCCACCAGGGAGUGGUGGCAGCCCUGGGCCCUUUCCCUUCUGGAGGAAGCGGCGCCUCAGGGAAGGAGCCGGCAGGGGCAGGGCUGAAGCCGAUACCUGUACUUGAACAGUUCCACUGGUGAGGCUGGAGAACUAAAGGAACAUCUGUACAUACUGUCUGCUCACUUCCCUGGCUCCUGUAGUGUGUCACGUAGUCAGGUGGCCGCCUCUCCCCAUGUUACCCAAGAUCCAUCCUUGCCAGAGGGUGUGCGAGGCACCUGCCCGAGUGUUGCGUUUGGUGGGAUUGGGGAAAUGGGUCCUCCCUAAGCUUCACCUGCUUGGCUAGGCUCUAAGAAGUGGUUCUCUUCCUCUGGUCCCUUUCGGGGACUCUUAUUUCCCCGUUUCUUGCUGCUUUGUCCCUCACUGGUCCCCUGCAGGAUUUAUUCCUUUUUAAAUGACCUUGAAUCUAGCUUUGCCUUGGAGACCCCAGUGGGUGUUGCUCCUGCUGCCCCCUUCACCCUGCCAAGUCCCAGUUCCACCUCCCUCCCUCUGCCAGCUUGGCCCCUAAACACUUGGUGGCUCAAGACUGUUAGUCUGGCAGGGCCAGGAGUGAGCCCUCGCCCAGGAGCUGCUCCUGGAGCAGGCAGGGUGCCCACACCGCUGCUUUCUGCUGCCCCCCGCUGGCCUGACUGGCAUCCUCUGCCUCUCCAGGAUCGUACACCCCACGCCUUGUCCUGUGUUACUGUCUGAAGCCCGUGUCUGUUGCUCUUUGAAUUGAGUUUGGAGGAAGAAUCGAAUUGUAUGUGUGGCGGCAUGUUGGUAGUGCCGGACUUAACUGUCUCAAGUCUCUGGGCCUGGCUAAUCAAAGUGGCACCACUUGAGGGCCACAGUGCUGGCUCCCGAGUUUCCCAGUGGUGUUUAGACUAAGGGCUGGCAGCCCAGGGGACGGGGCCUUGGGGAAGCAAGAGACCCUUUCCUUCCACCGUUUAUCCCCCACCUCCCUGACCUCCCUCAGCAAGGCCUCAGUGUCCAGUCCACACCAACGCACCCUUCCUUGAAGUGGCACCUGGGUUCUUUCCCAAACAGGACCCCCUCCAACCCUUCCCCCCGUUCUCUCCCUGGGUCCAAAACCACACUCCCCAGGCCCCAUAGCCUUGCUGCCAUGCCCAUCUUCUUUGGGAGAAGUAUGAAUGCGUGUGUCUAAAUUAAAAGAAAAUAUUUAAACAUUUUUUAACAAAAUAAAAAUUUAUUUUUGUAUUUAAGCUAAAUUGCCUUUUAAAUUCCUUCAAGCUUGGUUCAUUGAGGUGGUUAAGUAUAAAUGCUGUUGACUAGGAGUUAGCCGUCUAGUUAGGUUCACCUGUGUGAAGAAGGGGCCCAAGUGCUGUCCCAGGCAGCUUUCCGAGGGGCUGAGCUCCUUCUGGACGUGUCUGUUAUAAAUGUAUCUCUUUAUUUUAUGAACAAUGUGACGUAGCUGUAGUACCCUUUGUGACUGAGGCUGAAUGUCUGGUGGCAGGGGACUGCUCCCACCCAGGAGAGUGGGGCACCUGCCAGCUUGGCUGUGUGGGGCUGAGGAAGGAGCCUGCACCUCAAGUCCCACACCUGUUUGGGGUUGGCGGGGUGGGGGCAUAGGUCUAGCAGCGAGGCUUCUGCCUCGGUCUGGCCAGGCAGAUCCUCCUGGUUCUAGUCCCACAGUUCACCUCAGCUCCACAGCAGGCUGCUGGGUCCAAGAACCCCUUGGGGGUGGGGCCUGCUACAGCCUGGGCGUGAGUGUGGACAUGGACGUGUUCGUGCGCUGGACGGAACAGGAGGCUGGACUUUCCAUUACAAAUAAAGACUUAAUUCCUGUCGAGUCUAGGUGGACUUUUUAGUAUGAAUGUGAGGUUUUCUCCUUGCUUAUGUCAUUAAGAAUAAAAAACUGUGACCUGUCA
Sciurus carolinensis (gray squirrel) is the source of this 5727-nucleotide messenger RNA. It is a transcript of the gene Pom121c, whose product is annotated as POM121 transmembrane nucleoporin C. The record is from RefSeq and is a predicted model, not a curated record. The coding region runs from base 57 to 3701 and encodes 1214 amino acids. Gene Ontology annotation, molecular function: structural constituent of nuclear pore. Lineage: Eukaryota; Metazoa; Chordata; Mammalia; Rodentia; Sciuridae. The transcript has 13 exons. Gene Ontology annotation, cellular component: nuclear pore. Gene Ontology annotation, biological process: RNA export from nucleus; protein import into nucleus.